Molecule: messenger RNA, 1194 nt
Organism: Schistocerca serialis cubense
Lineage: Eukaryota; Metazoa; Arthropoda; Insecta; Orthoptera; Acrididae
Product: vesicular glutamate transporter 3-like
Biological process (GO): transmembrane transport; monoatomic anion transport
Cellular component (GO): plasma membrane
Molecular function (GO): transmembrane transporter activity
Source: RefSeq, a predicted model, not a curated record
AUGGCGGACUGUGUUGCAGCGCGGCUGUCGGCCGGCAACGUGCUGUGGCUGUUGGCGUUCUGCGGCUUCGCCCUCAACUACUCGGUGCGCGUCAACCUCAACAUCGCCAUCGUGGCCAUGGUGAGGAGGAGGGAGGCUGCGGCGGCAACGGCCGGCUACUGCGAGGGAGGCGACAGCACCAACGUCAGCGUCGCCGAAGGGCACAAUAUGACCGCAAAUGACACAGCUUAUGCGGACGCUACAGCCUUUGAUGAGGAUGGCCGCUACGACUGGGACGAGCACCAGCAGGCCCUGGUGCUGGGAGGCUUCUUCUGGCUGCACUGGUCCACUCAGGGAAUGGCGUGGCCAUCGAUGCACUGUAUGACGGCAAACUGGGUGCCGCCCAAUGACAGGAGCAAGUUCAUCUCCGCUUACCUCGGCAGCAGUGUGGGAGCUGCGCUGACGUUCCCGGUGUCGGGUGUGCUGAUUGGCUGGCUGGGCUGGCCCGCCAUCUUCUAUGCUACAUCACUGGCGGCCAUUGUCUGGUUCCUGGCCUGGUGGCUGCUCGUCUUCGACCAUCCUCAUCACCACCCGCGCAUCUCAAAUUCUGAGCUACAUUAUCUGCAAGUCAGACUGGUUGCUGAUGAUGCCAGCUACAAGGUCGGCCUGUUGUCUGGUAUACCUCACAUCGGCAGGACUGCGUUUGCUCUGCUUGUCUCCAGGGUUGGAGAUUUCUUGCUGAAGAAGGAAAUCAUCUCGAGGCCAUAUCUCAGAAAAGUGGCCACUAGCUCCUACCUGCUGGCGUCGGCAGCGCUGCUGGCGGGCCUGUCUUACUCUGGCUGAGCCACGGCCUUCCUGGUGGCCGCCGUCUCCGUCAACGGCGCCCUCGCCACGGGGCCGCUGGCCGCACUCGUAGAUAUCAGUCCCAGCUUCUGCAGCAUCCUGCUUGGUUUAACCAACGUCGUGUGCACCCUGCCUGGCUUCAUCUCUCCGGCAGUCGUCGGGGCGCUUACUUACCAAAACCAGACGCCGGCCCAGUGGCGCGCGGUCUUCCUCAUCUCGGCGGCGAUGGCGGCCGUGCCGGGAGCUGUGUACGCGCUGCUGGGGGACGCGGUGCGCCAGCCGUGGGACCAGCCGCCCGCGACACCAGCAGACGCGGCGACCAGCCGGGAAGUGGCCCCACUCCAGCCAGGAGGACACGGCGCGGGCCAGUAG